UGUGAUUUUUGGGAUAAAUAGUUUUACCCCAGAAGGUAGAGGCGGUCAUGUCGCCGUAAUAGUUAAUGAUACGAUUUAUUUUAUGGGAGGCUCACUUAAAGUUUCAGAUGAAAACCUAAUAAAAAAAAAGUAUCCAACAAGAGGUUAUAAUUUAUCAGAUGAAGUUUUUUCCUUAGAUCUUACGUCAUCAUUCUCUAGAGAUAACCCACCAUUUAUUGAUCUUUCUGGUGGCACUUCACGAAUGCUGUAUGGAAGUGUAAAGGGAACCGCAGUAUUAGGUGGAGCUGGCAGAGGCGAUGUGUAUCUCGUUGGAGGUACAUUACAAAACCUCACACUCCUUGAUCAAAUAGAUCAUAAUGAAACAAUAUCGAAUGAAUCAUUAAUGCUAAAUGAAUUAAUUAAUACUUGGAAUGUAACUGAUAGAGAUAAUAAAGAAUUAAAUAUUUUUGUUUACCGCCCAACUGCACAAUCUUGGAAAAUUCCUGAUAUUAAAGGAGGACCACCAAUUAGACGUAGAUCAACUUCAACAGUAAUAAGUCAGAAUGGAACGAUAUAUAUAUUUGGAGGAAGAGCCGAACAUGAUACUGGUUCACCUGACCUUAUUUUAUUUAACGAUACCUAUAUUUAUAAUACCGUUACGCCAGGAUGGAAUAAAAUUAAUGCAAGUAAUGCUCCUUCUGCUCGAAGUCAUAGUACUGCUACGUUACUUCCAAAUGGUAAAAUUCUCUAUAUUGGAGGUGUUUAUCAAGAUCGACCUAGAGAAGAUGCAAAGCCAAUUGAAAUGAAUGACAUCUCAGUAUUCGACACAAAUUCUUUAACCUGGUCAUCCAAAGCAUGCAUUCCUAUUCAGGCUCGAAUAGGCCAUACUGCGACCUUAACACCAGACAAUAAUGCAAUUAUUAUUAUAGGCGGAACCUCAAAUGCAACUACUGCAAAUCCGGUUUUUAUAAUGCUAGAUAUUAGAACUGAGCCUUAUGAAUAUUCAGAAUUAAAAGAUUCUGGAAUUCGACCGCCUACAUUAGCAUAUCAUACUGUAAAUUUAUAUCAGAAUUUUAUGAUUGUUGCCUUCGGUAAUAUUACUAAUGAUAAUUCUGGGUCUGUUAAAACUAAUCCUUCCAUUUAUUUAUUGUGUCUGCCGCGCCUAGAAUGGGUGACCACUUUUACACCCGACUACACGUGUCCUAUAAUACCAAAUCCACCAAUUCCUUUGAUUAUUGGUUCGACCGUUGCUUUUUAUGUGGUGUUUAUUGCGACUACAGUAGCAAUUAUAAAAAUUAAUCGUCAAUCAUUACUGGAUAAUAAGUUGAUGAUUAUUGCUAAUUGCUCUAUAGCGUUGAUCGCACUAUUAUAA
Messenger RNA from Racocetra persica, 1351 nucleotides. NCBI's taxonomy places the organism in Eukaryota, Fungi, Glomeromycota, Glomeromycetes, Diversisporales, Gigasporaceae. The record is from the annotation of a GenBank genome assembly.